Molecule: messenger RNA, 1595 nt
Organism: Prorocentrum cordatum
Lineage: Eukaryota; Dinophyceae; Prorocentrales; Prorocentraceae
Source: the annotation of a GenBank genome assembly
CUCAAGGCGCGACCUGCGGGCCCCGGCGACCCGCACAAUCCGUUACCUUACGCACGUCGGUGCCAUACAGUCGGCCCAGAGUAGUAGGUCGACCCUGCCACGUCAAGGGUACCUUGGUGUCCUGCGUCUGGCGACCCGUGCCUCCUGCAUCCCUGUGGCAAUGUGGCCCCCGGAAGGGUCGUCCGUCCUCUCGCGUGUCCUGCCCAAUGAGGUCCGGCUGUAGCCAGCGAGAGAGAGCGCCACAUGCUCGCCCUGAUCGCCGCCUCGCUGGCGGCGCGCGCGGCGGGGGUGGCCGUCGCGGCAGCAGCCGGGCGGCGGGAGCAGCCAGCGCGCGACGAUCCCCCCCGCACCGCGGGCUCCUACCUGCGUCGGCUCGCGGAGCAGGAGGCGGGGCAGGUGGGGUGCUUGACGUCGUCGCUGAGCCAGCAGGUGACGAAGGAAGGAUUCGAGGUCGACCCGGAGAUCUGGGUGGAGAGCCCGGCUUCAGCUGCAGCGACGCGCGCCCGUGCCGGGGCACCGCUCCCUUCAAGGUCGGCGUCAACGUUUCCUGGCAGGUCGAGCUUGACAAGACAGACGAGAGGUACGUGGGCAAGGGGUGGCAGCACCUCAAGCGGUACUGGGUGCGCUCCGCCCGGGGCGAGAUGUCGCAGGUGGAAGGCUGGGAGGUGGCCCCCGCAGUGAGCGGCCACCCCGCGGGAGCGCAGGAGGCCGAGGAGGCCGCAGCCCUGCUGCAGCGGUUUUUGCGGGACGACCUAAAGGUGACGGCGGACGACGUGAUGGUGAUCGGACUGCUCGGGAACCAUUUCAACGAUGGGGAUCUCCCAGCCUUUGAGCGGUACGCAGAGCUGCUGAUGAGGGACGUGGUCACGGAAUUCCCAGGGCGCGUGGUGGUGCUGGGUACUUCCCCGCAGCACUUCCGGACCCAGACGGGCGCCUACAACGUCUCCCAGGGUGCGACCGGGUGCGCACCAAUUCCGUUGCCGAGCGACGCCAGUGGGGGCAACAACAAAAACAGGAACGCCAUUUGGGGCCACAGCGUGUGGCGGCACAUGAAGAGCAAGCGCGCACGUUUUGUGGACAUGUACGAGAUGCUCCUGCCGCUGUGGCGGUGCCAUCGUAACGAGCUGGACUGCACGCACUGGUCCGAUGCAGUAAUUUCAAUCCAGGUCGAGCUGGUCCUCGAGGCGCUGAAGAAGAUCGAGUGAACCUUGAGCCCUCUCAGCGCUUGUUGGCUCGGGGAACCAACGUUCCAGCAGGCAGUGGCUUCAUUGAGUCAGUGGCCAGUGGGCUUCGAAUCUGGAUCACAGGAACAAAAUCCGCCGCUUGGGCGAGAUGCGUGAGGGGGCUGAUUCCGCCUCUUCCGGCGCUUCUUCCGCAGUCGCACGCCAUUCCUGCCCCCCUCCUCCUCCUCCUCCUGCCCUCCUCCUCCUCGUCCUGUCCUCCUGCUCCUCCUCCUCCUCCUCCUCCUCCGCCUCCUCCUCGCGACUAGCGGUCUUUCCCGCGCGCAGGCGCGCCCAUUCCCGGUGGGUCUUCGCACGAAUCCGGGCUUGCCUUGUGCCGUUCGUGGGCACCGUCGUCCGCAGGGCAGCGUCGUC